Molecule: messenger RNA, 3390 nt
Organism: Gadus macrocephalus (Pacific cod)
Lineage: Eukaryota; Metazoa; Chordata; Actinopteri; Gadiformes; Gadidae
Gene: gtf3c3
Product: general transcription factor IIIC, polypeptide 3
Biological process (GO): transcription by RNA polymerase III
Cellular component (GO): transcription factor TFIIIC complex
Molecular function (GO): protein binding
Source: RefSeq, a predicted model, not a curated record
GUGGAGCACAAAAAUCGUUCCUGAUAAAAAUAAAAAAGUGCACAAAAACAGCAGCAAGCCAAGGACACAAACACCGUGAGCAUGUGGUAGCCUACCCUGCUGUGUGCAAUUUACCUUCCCCUGAUUGCCAACACUUUGGCCACACAACUGUAAAUACUGACCUUAGGACUACAGAGCUCUUGUUGAUCAAUCAAUUUAUUGUUCAAAUAUAUAAAUAAACAUGACACCAAGGGCCAGAUUCACAAUAGUAGGCCUAUCCGAUUAUUUGUGAGUUUUAUUCUUAGAAAAACAAAACAAAAUAUAUCUUAUAAAUGUUUGUAUCUUUCGUUUUAGCAAAUCAUUAGGUACAUUUUUUCGAUUGAAUGGAUCCUUGAAAAUUAAGAUCUCGCAUUUCUUCGUGAUUUUAUUCUUAACUUUAAGGUAAACAUUAAGAAGUUAUACCUUGAUAUUAAUUGAUAACAUUGAUUUAAUUAUUUCAACUCAUUGAAAGAUGUUAUAUUUCUCACUGAUUUAAAAUAUGCAUGAUAUAAAAAAAAAGACAAAAAAGAAAGGUUCUUGGGAAAUUAUAUUGCACUUGAAGGAACUGAACAGGAACUUGGGAACUGUAUUAAAAUUUCUUCGUAGGAAACUUCUUAACAUUAAUCUUGAGAUAGUCUACUUUGUGCAUCUGGCCCUAGACGUCAUAAAACUGUUUAUAUUCUGUAACCCAAUUUUGAGAUUUUUUGAUUCUGAAUCAGACUUACCUCAACCGGCUCUCCAAUCCAGUUGCUGGAGAAGGAAAGUUGUCCAGAGCGCUCAGGAAGCAUUCAGACUUAGAAGGGUUGAUCCUGAUCAACCAGAACAGGAAAGUACGUAGAACAACAGCAGAAGGAUGACAAUAGGUCUGCAUUACAGGAUGGAAGUAACCGGAGCUCUGUAGAGAUCCAAGGUGGAGUAAAAACAUCAUAUGAGUGUUGGGCUGAAGCCACUGCCCCCCAAACAGACAUAGUCUGUCUGUCCGUCUGUCCGUCUCUUUGUCUGUCUGUCUGUCUGUCUGUCUGUCUGUCUGUCUGUCUGUCUGUCUGUCUGUCUGUCUGUCUGUCUGUCUGUCUGUCUCUCUCUCUCUCUCUCUCUCUCUCUCUCUCUCUCUCUCUCUCUCUCUCUCUCUCUCUCUCUCUCUCUCUCUCUCUCUCUCUCUCUCUCCUCUCUCUCUCUCUCUCUCUCUCUCUCUCUCUCCUUAUCACUCUUCCAUUUCCGUCCACCUCUUUGGUCCCUUAUCGUCAAACAAUUGUUUAUCCAUUUCGGUCUGUUUUCUCCUCCUUCCCCUCUCCCUCUGUCUUCUUCCCUCCCUGGCCUGGACUGUACGUGUGAAGAUAAAUAGUCUAAUCAAAUUAAAAUAUAUAUUAAUAACAGCAAGCCACCAACCACAUUAUGCUACCGGGCGCAGUCCUUCAGGGAAUCAAUGAGGACAGAUAAGGUGUUCUCAAACAACCCAAGUAUCCCUUAUUUAUUUACUGUUCAUGAAUUCGAAGAAAUCAUUUGAGUGUUUCCUGUACAAAUGCUUAUUCUGAUAUGAUUGAGGAUGGGUGGUUUAAAUUUGAUGUUUUUAUGAAGUCACGGUGACGCCUUACUGUGAAACCUUAACGUAAUCCCUUCUGGAUGACCUUUAACAACCUUUUAAAAAGGCUGAUUGCGGUAUUCGAAUGGGAAACAAUAUGUGUAAUUUAAAGUAUGCUUUAAUUGAACCUAAUAGGAAGCAACAUAGCUUACAUCUUGAUUCAGACUGACUCCAGGCAAGUAUUGGGAUGACGUUUUUUGACCCUCGGAAGAAUUACAUACAAGACACAUGAAUGAUUCAGCACAAUUUACAUCCAGGAACCACAUCGGUUUCAUGAAAAUAAAUAGAGGGAGGAGUACAUAGUAUGGUUCUCGGUCAUUACUACAAGUAAAGAGAAAUAUGCAGUGUGUCCAUCCAUAUAGGGUAUUUCUAAAGUUACAGUGGAUGAAGAGAAUAGACCAUGUCAGCUGUUAAAGUCCAGAUACAAAGCACUAUUUCAAACAAUCAAACCUGUAAACAAAAUGUAUUCUGCAAUACCAAACUGAUGUUGGCCUGUCAGCAUUUAGUGGUGGCAGUACCAAAUGCAACCCCCAGGUGGCUGCAAAACGUUCACAUGUCUGACGCUAACCCGGAAGUAAAUAAGGGUCAGACCGCCCUGCACACUCCAUGCUUAGUUUACAAUACACUGUUGUCAUUUCAUAUAUGACAUGUUUCCUAGCCGAAUUUUCCACUCUCGACCUUUUAAGAUCCAACGUUACGAAUAGCAACAUGUGUGACAGCCCAAUGCUGCGUUUUACAUGCAGAAAAGUCGAGGUUUAAGUCGUUGCAAGGAGUGAAUCAGCAUCACAUCAGCUCUGCAAGAUCGCAUGCAAACAGAGAUGUCGGGCUUCAGUGCAGAACUCAUCGACUACCUGGAGGGUAGGAUCACCUUUGAGGAGUUCGACAGAAGGAGAGAGGAGCGAGAAGCAGCGCAACCAAGUGUCAAGCGUCUCGGGGAAGACGGCGAGGAAGAGGAUGUUCAGCCCAAGUACCUCUGCUCAAGGCCUUGGGACCGCAGUGGUCCAACAGGCCUUUGCUUCCAUGCUGGAAGAAAAGAACACCCUCGACAAGAUGACGACGACGACGAAGAACAGGAAGAGGAGGAGGAGGAGGAGGAGGAGGAGGAGGACGAUGAGGAUACCUUGAGCUAUGGGACAUCUUUGCCCUGGGAGAUGGAGCUGAACCGGGAGAACAGGAAGAUGAUGAGGGAGCGCCGCCAUCGCAGUAAGCUGCCCCGAGCCCUCAGGGGCCUGAUGGGAGAAGCCAACAUCCGCUACGCCCGCGGAGAGAAGGACGACGCCAUCGUCAUGUGCAUGGAGAUCAUCAGACAAGCUCCGCUGGCGUACGAGCCCUUCUCCACGCUGGCCAUGAUCUACGAGGACGACGGCGACGUGGACAAGGCGCUGCAGUUCGGCCUGAUCGCCGCCCACCUGAACCCGUCCGACUGCGAGGAGUGGGUCAAGCUGGCCGACAUGUCCCUGGACCGGGACAACGUGCGCCAGGCCAUCAUUUGCUACAGCAAGGCCGUAAAGUACGACCCCACCAACGUGCGCUACCUCUGGGAGCGCUCGGGCCUCUACAUGCGCCUGGGCGAGCACAAGCAGUGUAUGGACGGCUACCGGCGCAUCCUCUCUCUGCUACCCCGAGAGGAGGCGUACAACGAGAAGAUCGUGGCGUUCCUACGGCAACCCAACAUCUACGACAUCCUCCAGGAGAGACAGCCGGAGGAGAAGGUGCAGCUGAUCCGUGCGGACGGGGCGCCGGGAUUGGCCAGGCUCUCGGGCGAUGCCGACCUCGUCAUCCUGCUGAGGUAA